Molecule: messenger RNA, 1631 nt
Organism: Loxodonta africana (African savanna elephant)
Lineage: Eukaryota; Metazoa; Chordata; Mammalia; Proboscidea; Elephantidae
Product: olfactory receptor 10AG1-like
Exons: 1
Coding region: 683-1624 (313 amino acids)
Biological process (GO): detection of chemical stimulus involved in sensory perception of smell; G protein-coupled receptor signaling pathway
Cellular component (GO): plasma membrane
Molecular function (GO): olfactory receptor activity; G protein-coupled receptor activity
Source: RefSeq, a predicted model, not a curated record
UUUCCCUAAAUACAAUUUUCUUAUCUUACCCAUUUUAUAUCCUACAGAAAGAUACUUGUUUUAUUCCAUUAUGUAAAACAAAAUAUUCCCUCAAUUUUCUUCUAAACUAUAUAAUAUGAACUGUGUAAUAGUAACCUAUAUGCUUAAAAUCAUCAAGUGAAGGGGGAAUGAAGCAAUGAAACAGGCAGUUGAAAAUUCAUGUUAGAAGAUAGUUUAUGAUACAGUGUUUGAGAAGUUUGAGAAAACACAUAGAGAAGUACAAUAGGAUUGUCAAGAUGUGUAAUUAAUUUAAAGUGAGAUUAGAUGGCAAAGCUGAGGGUCCAUCUCCAGCAGUUGCCAACUGCUUCAGUAUACCUUUACUGAGUAAGGUAAGUUGUCGUUGUUGUUGUUAGGUGCUGUUGAAUCAGCUCCAGCUCAUAGAGACCCUGUAGGACGGAGUAGAACUGCCCCAUAGGACUUCCAAGUAGUGGCUGGUAUAUUCCAACUGACAAACUUUUGGUUAGCCUCCAAGCUCUUAACCACUUGAUUUAUCCUGAGCUGUGCUCUGAAAGAGUAGUGAAAUUAUCUUAAAAUAAAUUUGAGGAGAAUUCUUUGUCUGCAAUUUAAUAGGAGGUUGUGGGACAUACAUAAAGAGAUACAGGAAGGUAAAGGAAAUGCACAAGUGAAUUUACCUCUUCCACAGAUGAAUCAUCAGGAAAAACCACCAGAAGAAAAUCUAACAGAACUGAUGGCAUUCGUUCUCUUGGGCUUUGCUGACAUGCCCCAUCUCCAGUGGUUUCUUUUUGGAUUAUUUUUAAUCAUCUAUAUCAUUAUCCUGAUGAGCAAUGGCACCAUAUUUCUAAUAACAAAAAUGGAUCCCGCUCUCCAGAGCCCUAUGUAUUUUUUCCUGGCAAAUUUUUCCUUCUUGGAAAUCUGCUACGUAUCAGCUACUCUCCCCAGAAUGCUGAUGAAUCUAGGGACCCAGAGAAGAAUAAUUUCUUUAGUUGCCUGUGCUACACAGAUGUGUUUUGUCCUUAUGUUUGGAGGUACAGAGUGUUUGCUCCUGGCAGUGAUGGCUUAUGACCGCUAUGUGGCCAUUUGUAACCCCCUGAACUACCCUCUAGUCAUGAACCACAGGGUCUGCAUCCAGUUGGUGACUGGGUCCUGGACCAUCGGAAUUCCAGUUAUGAUAGGGCGGACUUACCAGAUUUUCUCUUUGCCUUUUUGUGGAUCUAACCAAAUUAACCACUUCUUCUGUGACAUUCCCCCAGUACUCAAGUUGGCUUGUGGGGACACCUUUGUAAACGAGAUGUUGGUCUACAUAGUUUCUGUGUUAUUUAUCAUGGUUCCAUUUCUGUUGAUACUUGGCUCCUACAGUAAAAUCAUCUCCAUCAUCCUGAAGCUGCCAUCAGCCAUAGGCCAAGCCAAAGCCUUCUCUACCUGCUCAUCUCAUCUUAUGGUUGUGGUGUUAUUCUUUGGAUCAGCCAUUAUUACAUACUUAAGACCCAACACUAGAGACUCAGAGGGAACUGACAAAAUGCUUUCUCUUUUCUAUUCUAUCCUAACUCCUAUGUUUAAUCCCAUGAUAUAUAGUCUAAGGAACAAGGAUGUUAUAAUUGCACUGAGAAAAUUGCUAUGCAAAUAAUUAACUU